CUCCCCUUGCGUCCCCCUUCGCUUCGCUUCCCCUUCCUCGAGAGGACGACGGGCUGGUGGUGCCCCCGCCUCGCCGCGCCUCGAUCUUCCGAUCUGGUCGCCCGCGCGCGCCCCGAUUCGCCGCGGAAGGCUGCGCCCGACUUAGAUUUGAGCCCGGGGCUCGUCUUGUGCGGAUCAGCAUCACCGAUUGGGUCUCCGAUUCGUGGCCAUGGCCACCCCCGACGACGGCCCGGCGGCGGUGGGGGGAGGCGUCGGCGCGGGCCGCAAGUUCUGGCGCUCCGCGUCGUGGUCCGCGUCCAGGGCGGCCGCAGAGCCGCCGCCGGAUGCGGCCGCGGCGCCGGGGGCCGGCAGGCAUGCCCGCCGCGUCCCGCCGCCGCCGCCGCUGACCCCGCGGUCGAUGAGCGCCAAGGCCCGGUCCUGCCUCCCACCGCUGCAGCCGCUCGCCAUCACCCGCCGCAGCCUGGACGAGUGGCCCAAGGCUGGCUCUGACGACGUCGGGGAGUGGCCCAACCCCACCACGCCCGGCGCGUCCAAGGUGGACGGGGGCCCCUCCUCGGCCAAGCCCGGGGAGGGCCUCCGGCUGGACCUUUCCUCUCUCAGAUCGCAGGGCCGCAAGGACCAGAUCGCUUUCUUCGACAAGGAGUGCUCUAAGGUCGCCGAGCAUGUCUACCUCGGAGGCGAUGCUGUCGCCAAGAACCGCGACAUCCUUCGGAAGAACGGGAUCACCCACGUACUCAACUGCGUGGGAUUCGUCUGCCCGGAGUACUUCAAGUCGGACCUCGUCUACCGCACGCUUUGGCUGCAGGACAGUCCCACGGAGGACAUCACAAGCAUCUUGUAUGACGUGUUUGAUUACUUUGAGGAUGUGAGGGAGCAGGGAGGGCGCGUGUUCGUGCAUUGCUGCCAGGGUGUGUCACGGUCGACAUCGCUGGUGAUAGCCUACUUGAUGUGGAGGGAAGGGCAGAGCUUCGAUGAUGCCUUCCAGUUUGUGAAGGCUGCCCGUGGGAUUGCAAAUCCAAACAUGGGGUUCGCCUGCCAGCUCCUCCAGUGCCAGAAGCGGGUGCAUGCGAUUCCGUUGUCCCCAAAUUCAGUGCUCAGGAUGUACCGUAUGGCACCUCACUCGCAGUAUGCCCCUCUGCAUUUAGUGCCCAAAAUGCUCAAUGAACCAUCCCCUGCCACCCUGGACUCUAGAGGUGCGUUCAUUGUACAUGUUCUGUCCUCGAUCUAUGUCUGGGUUGGAAUGAAGUGUGAUCCGGUAAUGGAGAAGGAUGCAAGAGCUGCAGCCUUUCAGGUAGUGAGGUAUGAGAAGGUGCAGGGGCACAUCAAGGUUGUGAGAGAAGGUCUGGAGCCGCAGGAGUUUUGGGAUUCCUUUUCGAGUACGCCCCUUAAUUCAGAUAGUAACACAAAGGUUAGCAAGGACCAGAUUGAUUCAGCGUCCAAGAAUAACCCAGGAAGCCGGAAAGUGGAGUCUUAUGAUGCUGAUUUUGAGCUUGUUUACAAAGCCAUCACUGGGGGUGUAGUUCCAGCAUUCUCAACUUCUGGGGCUGGGGAUGAGACCCAUCUUCCAGCUAGAGAAAGUAGCUGGAGUUUAUUGAGGCACAAGUUUAUCUCCAGGUCACUGGCUCGUGUUUAUUCAGAUUCUGCACUAAUCAGGGAUUUUGAUCCACGGGUAGACCGUGUACAGCACUUGGCUGCAGAAGCUUCAACCUCACCCCCUUUCCUUUCUCCAAGUUCUUUGUCAUCAGAUUCAAGCGUUAGCUCUAAGUAUAGUUCAGACUCUCCCUCCUUGUCACCUUCAACUAGCUCACCGCCAUCAUUUGGUCUCUCGCCUGCUUCAUCUAAUCUGCCUCAUGCUUUGGUGCCAUCAUCCAGGUCUCCCCUUUCUCAAUCAUCUAAUGAGGAAGCUUCAAAGUCUGGCCUGGUAUCAAUGCGCUCUCCUUCCAAGACCUCUUCUAUAGCAGAAAGAAGAGGAGGCUUCACACUUCUAAAGCUACCAUCUCUCCAAAAGGAACUAGUAUUGCCACCAAGGGUACCGUCUAGUAUUCGCAGGACUGAGGAAGUCUCAGAUAAGAGUAGUACAAAUGGUGUUAAAAAGCUGACUGGUGAAUGUUGCUCAGAAAAGUGCACUGGUGAUAGUUUGAGCUCACAUUCUGAAACUAGAUUAAGUGAGCGUACUGAUGGUAACUCAGAAGCUUGCAGUAAUCCACAACUAUUAGUCUACCAGUGGCCCAGCAUGGAAAAGCUAACUACAUUUGCACGCAAGGAUCUUGACCCAAAGUCAGUUUUGAUUUUUGUUGCUUCAAACGCCAGCAGAAGAGAAGCAGUUAAGACAGUUUAUGUAUGGGUAGGAGGCGAAAAUGAGAGCAGCAAGAGUGCUGAUACUGUUGAUUGGCAACAGGUUACUGGUGAUUUUCUUCAUCUAAAAGGCCUCAGCGAUGCUCUUCCUGUCAAGGUUUUCAAGGAGCACGAAACUGAGAAUCUUUUGGAAGUACUGAAUGUCAGUUAACAUUAGGCUGUAGCUAUCAGGAUAUUCUAGUCGUUUAACAAACUCAGCCGCAAAUUAUCAUUCAACGAAGGCAUUCCCUCCAGCAUCAGUCAACACCAAUGAUUGUUAGCGAGGUAUAAGCCACAACCAUUACCCUGAAUAUAAUAGGCUACAAACAGAUUCCAUUUUAGUAGAACUGAUGGAUCGGCAACUGUGCCUCAUGAUCUAUCUUUUUCCAAAUGGCAGGAGGCUGCCAAGAAUGUUGUAUCUGUUGUGAAUUAACACUCAUGGACUGGGUGUUGGCGCAAUCUGCCAAUCGGAUGUAUAUUAUCCACUCCCCUGUAAUGUAAGAUCAGAUACCGGGAGAUGCUAUGUCAACAGUUACUUUUUCACCCCAAACAUUCUUGUACACCUUUGAAAGGAACUGAUCUGUAAUCCUCUUGGCUUAUAAGUGGCUCCAUUGGUCAUAACUUUAAAUUAAGGCAAGGUUGUUAGCUGGCAGUCUCGUGUUUCUUGCA
Panicum virgatum (switchgrass) is the source of this 3003-nucleotide messenger RNA. Its product is annotated as protein-tyrosine-phosphatase MKP1-like. The record is from RefSeq and is a predicted model, not a curated record. Gene Ontology annotation, molecular function: protein tyrosine/serine/threonine phosphatase activity. Lineage: Eukaryota; Viridiplantae; Streptophyta; Magnoliopsida; Poales; Poaceae. The transcript is spliced from 3 exons. The coding region runs from base 209 to 2506 and encodes 765 amino acids. Gene Ontology annotation, biological process: protein dephosphorylation.